Messenger RNA from Venturia canescens, 5577 nucleotides. RefSeq lists its product as uncharacterized. The coding region runs from base 1052 to 2785 and encodes 577 amino acids. NCBI's taxonomy places the organism in Eukaryota, Metazoa, Arthropoda, Insecta, Hymenoptera, Ichneumonidae. The record is from RefSeq and is a predicted model, not a curated record. The transcript has 7 exons.
CCGAUGUAUCGAACAGCGCUGGCUGAUGCGAUACUCGUUCAGGAUAAUCGUAAUACUCUGUACACGAGGAUUGACGGAAAAAUCGAGUUGCUGACCCAUUUUCCGAGCUAACAGGAAAAACGAAUUCUGCGACGAACAACGUAAGCGGGACAGUCGUGACGAGUGCAUCCACCAAAUCGCCCAUCGAGGCCAGUGCAUAUUAAGGAGCAUGUUCCGCAGUCCUCGAUCGAUCGAUACGUCUGCAUGCCGAUCAUUAAACUUAAUCAGCCUAACAAUAAGGAUGAGAGAGAGAGAGAGAGAGCAAGAGCUGAGUGAAAAAGUCGCUAAGUAAGCAAAGUUUUCUCGUCGAUGUUUUCGUCCUUUCGGGUUGGUCGCCUCAGGUCCGAGGUCAUCAGUCGGACGCACCAUCGGGCUACUCUUGCAGAGAUGAAGCCAAGUUUUCUUAAGGUUUGUAGGUCGUUCCGCCGGGUGGCGCUGGAGUUUACGGGGUGUGCGCAUUAGAGGCAGAAGCUACGAACGGUGUACGAGGCGAAUCGACGAUAGCACGAGCCUCUUCGUGGGUGCAAUACACUCGCUCUCCCUCUUUCUCUCUUCCUCUCGUCAGCUUUCUCUCACGUUCUCUCUUUCGCUUGCUCUUUAACGUACCGCGCACCCUCGCUCACACCCGUUUGGCAGCCUCGGUGUUACUCGGAGCACGGGGUUGUUCGCGUCAGUACUGCGAAGCAUCGGUGCUCCGGCUGCUUCGCGAGCUGCCGUUGCUAUUGUACUCCGGUGUUCUCGCUCGCUCGCUGGGAUCCGGUGUAAAUCUUCUUUUGCCAUUCACCCUCGCGUCCCGACGAAUCCUGCCUCCCCCUUCUCCCGCCGCGCCUCCCAGUUGCUCCCGAAGAAGGGGUGUGGAUCUCGCACUAUCAUAUCAGUGUCGUGUGUAACGCGUGUGCGCGGGAAUUGCGCAAUGGCUUUCAUGAGAAUACGAGGUGGUAUUGAGGGAGAGAAGAGAUGUCGAUGCGCCGCCGGUGGUCGGUUUCGGGGGUAGACUCGCGCCGCGGGGGCGAUGAGCGCACUUCCUUUCGCCCUGAGACUGACCUGCUACUGUUGCUGCUGGCUAACUUGCUUCGUUAUAAUUGUACGACCGGUAUUCACGCUUAACAGCCCAGAUCACAAUCCCAAUACUGUCAAACCUCUCGAUCGAUUGGACGAGCUUACCUAUCGAGAGAACAAAACUCCUCGCGACAAUCGCUCUCGACGAAACACUCGUCAUGAAGAUAUCCCGUCUGCAUCGAAACUUACCGGCAACACUGACGCUGUCUAUGAGGACAAUGACGUCGAUUUAUCGUACGACGCUGACGAGGACGAGGAUUAUCCGGAAACCAACAUCACAGAGAAAGGACGAUACUUGGGCUCACCCUGCGAGGAGACUUGUAAUCCAGAAUUGCAACACGUACUCUGUGACAGCGUUACCGGCUUCUGCGAAUGCGAACAAUUUUAUCCCGUUCGUUUGGGGCCUACGAAAGGAUGUGCCAAGCCAAAGAAACUCGGCGAGCAAUGUUUCUAUCAAGCCACGUGUACAUGGGUCGAUCAACACGCGACAUGCGCUCAGGUGCAGCACAACGCAGUCUGCGAUUGCGAAGUUGGCUAUCACAGGGUUGCCCUGUCCAGGCCAAGCAAGAAAAUCUUCUGCGCCGAAGACCUGGUGCUGAUAACUACAGAUGUACCUACCCUGCUCGGAGUAGCAUCAGGCCUAGCAGUAUUCACCGGAUUAAUAUGUUUCGUUUUAAAGUUAUUCAGUCGCGCGAGAUACACGAGGCCGCGUCAUUACGCCAACGCAAAUCACGCACCCCCAACUUUAUUUUCGAGUGACACAGGUGAGUGCAUCCCAUUGACUUUGCACGGCGGCAGACCUUUAUCUCGUUCGAGCCAGAGAAGCGAGAACGAGGGACCGUUGAGCUGCGCGGGAUUUGGUCGACGGCCAAGCAGCGCCGGAAGUCGAGGACCUCUUGUUCCAGCUUCCCGUGCAGGUGCGGCACGUGCCGCAGCCAUCUUGCUUAUAUCGUGCCAUCUACAAGCUGCUACCAAAGAUGGAAACAAGCAUCGACGUACCCUUAGCGACGUGGCUGAAGGAUCCUCCGACGGCCUCGGCUCCCGACGACCCAGCUUGGCCUCUAUUCACAGCUCGACUUCCUCAGCCAGAAGCUACAGCGCCCGACGACUCGAACGCGAAAGAAAUGACAAAGAACAGAGACAGGCACUUCAGGAAUUGAGACUCGCAAGGUCAAGGGAACAGCAAGAAAUGGCUCAGCAAAUAGUCGCACCAACCCCCAGCCCCAGAACUCCCCAUUCGACCGACGAAUUACUGCCCUCGGUCGAGGAAGGAAAAGAGGUAUUCUACAACGAGCAGGUAGCAACAACGUCCCUGGCCAACGAGGGUCCAGGUACGUCGACCUCGAGUCUAGAGUUGUUGAAAAAAGCAGGUUCUACGAUCGAGAGUUCGACGAUGCCGAGAAAAAGUUCGACUGGAAACGAGACUUCGACGAUGCCAAAGAAGAGCUCAGCCAGCACGUGCGCUGAAACCUCUCUAGUUACACCGAGGAGAACUUCAGCCUCGAACGAAACAUCUGCGCUCGGCUCGACAAGGAGGACAAUGACAUCGAACGAAAACUCAUCGAGAAACAAGAAAAAUUCGAUGUCACACGAGACGGCCUUUACAGCUCCUUCAGCCUGCACAUCAGCCUUUACCCGUGAGCUGUCAUCGAACCGCUCCAGUUCGAUCGAUAUUUUCGAGACAUAACCCUCGUCCCUUAGCCUGUUAACGUCUCAUUACGCGUGGCCUAUCUCGACAUUCUCAUCUCGAUUAAAUCGGCUGAACAGACCCUUCAAUUUUUACUCGAGUGCGACACGUUCUUCGAAUUAUACAAACGAGUCUGAGGGAUUUGCUGUUAUUUGUGCAUAAGGAAUUUACACGCGUUUGAUCGAUGUGUCACAGUCUCUUAACGACAACGAUUCAAUUGAUUCGCCUUUCGCAAUAACGAUUAUUCCUCUGAGUGUAAAGUCAUUAACUCAAUCCUCAUUGCUUAGUUUCACGGUUAGUCGAAUCAUCAAUUCACAUCUUCGAUGUCACAUGGAUAAUGGAAGCGUGUCACGAGCAUGAUCCUAUUUUAAAAUUGGAAGGUUUUUCGAUUUUACUCAAUUUCGUUGAAAACUUUCGAGAUGGAAUUAUUUAGAAGUCCUAUGAAAAUUAGUAAAUUUGAGAGUAGAUCUGCUCGGUGGGAAACAAAGCUUUCCCAGGAUAUUUGGGUCUGGAAUCCACGAAAUUUUAAAUUCCAAAACAUAUGGUUCCGUUCCAGCGAUCAUUAACAUUUCAAAUCCCGAAAAAACUUCGAUUCAUUCUACUUUCUGAGCGAUUACAUCCAAUUUUCUAUAUCAGUUUUGACAGCAGCACCUAACGGAUCAACGAGUCCCGAAGAGUCCCAAUUAGGGCUGAGGACUUGAGUGGACCAGCGGGAACCAGAAUGAUUUCGAAAUGGGAUUUUUUCCUGAUUGCAAGUUGGAACGUUUUCGGGUUUUUAUGGAGGUCUCGCUGAUCCGUCAGUGAAAAUUCAGUCGCGUGAACUGCUCCGAUUUCUAAAGUCAUUUGAACCGCAAUUUCUCCUGGAACUGAUCGUUCGAAUUCAUUUAUAUGUGAGUACGUGAAGUUUGUUUUGGGAUCGUGAUAAACAUAAAAACGAGAUAAAAAAGAAAAACCAAAAAGAAUAAGGAAACAAAAACGAAGCCUCUCAAGUGCACUCGCUCAGCGUGAUUCCCAGCGUAUUUCAAAAGCGCUAAAAACCCCCUUCCGAGUAAUAUCAAACCCACAAAACCGUCAACGCAUGAUUAGUUGAAGUAUCGAAAACCCCUGACCAAAAGAGUGAAAAAUUUCGACUGUCGUUGUCCCAUUCAUCAGAAAAUUCCUCAGUAAUAGAAAAAUAAAAAUAAAAAAACAUAGAAGAAGAAUAAGAAAAGAAGCAAAAAAUAUUUAUAAGCCUUGAAUGGUGCAUUACUUGACCGAAACGCCGCCGCUGUCGCGUUGAAAAUUCGCCCAAUCAUCAAACAUAGAUAUGAAAAGAAUUGAAAAGCAGAAAAGAUAUAACAAAAUUAUGAAAAUUAUACACACGAAGAAGAGCGAGCCAGGAGAGCAAUUCGAAAAAGAUUUAAUGACUCGGCGAAGAAAAAAACUCGUCGUUACAUUAUAUUUAUGAAAAAUAAAAUUAGAAUAUAUAUAUAUAUUAUAUAUAGACAUAUAUGUGUGUAUAUAUGUAUUUAUGCAUGUAUUUCUUAUGGUGGGAUAAAUGCGAAUAGGACCGAGCAUUCUACGAUCUAAUUUUUUUGCUCAUAAUUGUCGCAAAUCCUUGAAUCUUCUGCCUGCAUCGAGUGCAUACAUAUGUAUAUUCACAUGUAUACAUAUUAUAUACGUACGCAUAUUAUUAUCGAUUCUACACUUGUUAAAUAUAUUUAUUAGUAUUAUUUACAUCGAGUUUGAGGCAUUUUCAUUGAAUAUUAUACAAUAUAUAUAUACAUAUAUAUAUGUGUAUAUAUAUAUACACUAAAAUUAUACGAAAUAAGUAAUUAAUAAGUUUUACUGUAGCUAGAACUGUUGAAUAUUGAGGAUUUCGAUAAUUCGAUGCUAAAGGACUCGCAGAUCACUUUGUAAGAAACAGAACUGUUAUUAUUAUUAUUUUUAUUAUUGAUUGAUCGUUCCUAAUUAUUUGACAAAUAGAAUUUUCUCAUACGGAUGCCCUGUCAAGUUACAGAAAUUUCAAAUUCUCGAGAGGGAAAGCUCUUCUGGUUGGACUUGAAAAUUUUUACUAUUUUGUGCGAUUCGAAAUGAUUUGUUAAGUCAUAAAUAUUCGGACUAGAUAUUCAAUGCUGGGAGAAAGAUUUUUGUUUUCGUAACAUUAUUUUGAUCGAAUUCUUUUUCGUAAAAUUAAAAUAUCGUGAUCGAGAGUCUUAUGGCGAUUAACGUACACACACACAGACACACACACACACACACACACACACACACACGCGCGCGCGCGCGCGCGCGCGCGAAAAACGAGUAAUUCGUAUUUUGACCUCCAAGCUGAACGGUAUCGGAGUAAAUAAAACCUCGUUUGAACGAAUUAUUUUAUAAUGAUUUUGUAAUGAUCAGUAGACUCAAUAGGUACGCAGAGAUAUUUUUGUUGUCGGAGUUUGUCUAUUGAUGAAUCGUUGAUAUUUUUUUCCUUCGCUGUACGAAUGAACUCUAAUGAAAGGCACGACAUUAAUUCGAAAAAGUUUAAAAAAAGGAAGAAAAUUCAACGAAAAUAAAUGAUGAUUGGAAAUUUGUCGUCGUCGAUGUCUCGCGCUAUAAACAUAAUACUUAGAUGAAAUGUGAAAUACAAAGAAAAAUACAAAUUCAUAUUUAAAAAACAUGGAAAAAAGAAGAAGAGAAAGAAAAAAAUUCGUGGAAAAACUGCCGAUUAUAUCCAGUCCUGGUUUUCGCAGCCGCUCUAAAUUGAACAAUGUAUUUCGAUUCUGCGAGAAAUGUGUCACUCGGAUUUCAAGAAAUUACGUUGAAAAUAC